Molecule: messenger RNA, 621 nt
Organism: Macrosiphum euphorbiae (potato aphid)
Lineage: Eukaryota; Metazoa; Arthropoda; Insecta; Hemiptera; Aphididae
Source: the annotation of a GenBank genome assembly
AUGAAGCCGAAUUAUAAAGAACCAAAAUUUAAUGCACCCCAUAGAGUAUCACCACAACAGCGUCAAGAAUUAGAAAGUCAAAUUGACAAACUUUUAAAAGCAAACAUCGUCAAACCAGUAGUUUCAAAAUUUGCCGCCCCAGCUUUCCUUGUAAAGAAAAAAGAGAUAGGCUCUGGGCUCAUAUCGUUUAGUAGUAUCCUACAUAAAGAACUUAAUGACAGAGUAGAAUGCGAUCAAUAUCCAUUACCUCGUACUGCAGAUUUAUUCAGAGCUUUAGAAGGAUCAAAAUACUUCAGUUCUUUAGAUUUAAAUAGUGGUUAUUUUCAAAUUUCUGUUGAAGAGAAAGACCAGUACAAACUUGCAUUCACUUCUGCAUUAGGCUUAUUAACUUUUACGAGACUUCCACAAGGCUUCAAAAAUAGUAGUGCUAUAUUCCAGAGAGAAUUAAAUAAAUCAUUUUCACAUAUUUUAUACAAAUCUAUUAUAAUUUACAUUGAUGAUUUAGUAUCCUAUGGCAGUAACUUUGAUCAGGCGAUAAUUAACUUACGCGUAGCAUUUGAAAUCAUUGACAAAACGAAUUUUUCAUUGAAAACAAAAAAAUGUAAUUUUUUUUUACGAUAA